This is a messenger RNA of Trichobilharzia regenti, 2505 nucleotides long. Lineage: Eukaryota; Metazoa; Platyhelminthes; Trematoda; Strigeidida; Schistosomatidae. The record is from the annotation of a GenBank genome assembly.
GUGCAUGGUCGGCGAGAGUCCUAAUCACUGUGCCACCGACGCACAAUAUUAUCUAUAUUCAUGCCGUCAGACUUUCAUGUCAAGUUGAAUUUUAUUAUCACCUUUAAUCACCUUCGUAAAAAUAUGUGGAAUUGAAUAAUGCGAAUGUGUAGUUGCUUUUGAGAAAGAAACCGUCGAAAAGAUAACUUUGCUGGAAUUUUUGUUCUUUUCUCUCUAAUAUUUUUCCAAUUGUCUCAAGCAUAACUAUUUUAUCGAGCGUAAAUACAUCGUUCACAGGGCUGAUACUGAAUGUUCUAAACUAUUGAACCGUGUUUUGUCUACCAAAAUUACUGUAUCUGGUCACCAGUGUUGUAUUUAUGACAUCAAAAAUGACUAGAACUAGACUCCUGUUAUUAUGGUCACCUUUACUUUUGAGUAUUUGUUUUCUGGGUUUAAUGUUCACCAGAUGUUGUGCUACCGAGCUGUAGGCAUACUUGCUUUCUCCAUUUUCUCUGGUCAGUGUGUAUGGUGUUGCCGAGAGCGUUUUACAAACAGACGCAGAGUACGGUCAGUGUACUCAGCUCCAUAGGAACAAGUGACUAUAAUAUACAGGUUAAUACGGCUUGUCUUUCAUGUGCUGGCCGAAUAUUUUAUUGCAAGGAAGUGUUACUCUCUCUCUCUUAGGCUGGCAGUGAAGUAUGUCUUACUGAAGGAGUGCAGGUAUGUUUAGUAGCUCGAUAACAGAACAUUCGGUGAACUCAGAACACUCAGCUUCAUUUGAAAAAUCCUUCAAAAUUAUAUACAACGUCCAUUUAACAUUCAAAUAAACUGACAGCGGUUAGAGGAUCAUUGAAAAACCUGAUAGUACUGGACAGCCAGCUUUAUCGUCCUAGUUUGGGACUCUUCAGCAGUACGCAUACACAGGUUUGAACCCAGGACCUUCUAGCUAAAAGGCGAGCUCGCAGACCAUAAAGCCACUGGGAUCCGAUCCAAUGGAUUAUGAAUUCGAAAUUCUGCCACUUCAUGGUAUAGCGCGACUAGCACUAGCGAAUGUCAUCGGCAAGUUUAUGUCUUCACACCCUACCUGCUGUACCCUACUGGUCACAACUUCCCACUAGAACCCAAGUCACUACUCACCUGAAUAGGGUUAGUGGGCGUCAGAUUGAUAUUCAAGUUUUGGUGUACAGGGAUUUGAUUGGUUUCAGGAUUUUCAUCAUGAAUUGGCAGAUAUUGAAAUUUAUGGACUGGUUAUUGGAUUGGGUCCCAGUGUCUUAAUGAUCUGCGAGCUCGUUCGUCUUGUAACCAGAAGGUUCUGAGUUCGAUACUCAGUGGGUACAUACUGUGAAGAGUCUCAAAGUAGGACGAAACAGCCGGCUGUCCAGUACUCUCAGGUUUUCUAAUAGUCCUCUCACUGCUGUCAAAUCAUGAUGAAAUCCUCAAACCAACCAAGUCCCUGCAGACCAACACUUGAAUAUUAAAUUCAAAUAAACUUUAGAAGCAGUCAUUGUGCUUUUCAAUUCUGUGUUAUUCUGUUAAAAGUUUAAGAUAUGAUCACCCGUAAGAUUUUCGGUAAUCAUUCUUUGUAAGAGAAAAGAUUAUUUUUAUUCUGUCACUCCUUUCCUGUUAAUAUUAAUGUUAGAAGUCAUCAGACACAAAAUUUUAUCGACUGGGCAAAUAAAUGAUUUUAAGAAUUAAUGGCCCUAAUGUUAGUCCUGAUAAUUUGUUUCCAGCUAAGAAUGGUCGAAUGUGAUAUUGCAAAAUCCUCCCAGAAAAGUUCCAGUCCAUUGCUACGUAAAAUUCAUGCAAUCAUUAUACAAUGCCAAUAUUCUAGUUUUCAAUGCUCAUUCACAGUUUAAGCGAAAGUAAACUUAACCAACAAUCAGACUAUAGUUAGUGUGUGUUAGGGAGUUUUGUAAAAACAUUCUCCUUGCUUAUUUGGUUUCUGAAUGGUUAUUUUUUGCUUGUUUGUUCUCUCCAAUGUUUAACAUAAUUCCUGAUGCUUUCUAGAUGGAUCAUCGAACACCAGAACCUUCAGGUGCAGACAGUGUCGAUCCUGUGAAAAAUCUUGACUUGGGUCAACCUCCAGAAGACUGGUCAGGUUGGUUUUCAUAUAUGGCCUUAAAGUUUGUUUUAUAUGUUGCAAAAAAUCCUUGGGAGUUUCUUACUUCAACAAUGAUCAUUCUUACACCUCUUAUGCUGAUUUGUGCUUACUGUUCAUACAAAUUAGCCAAAGAAAUUAAACGGCAAGAAGAAGCAAGUGAAAACGGAUUAAAUAUUUUGAGGAAACUGUGUGUAUUUGAAAGCUGCUGUUGUGUUUUUCGCUUUCUGGAUCUGCACCUUUUAAUUAUGCGUGAUGCUUUUAACUACUUACUGUCUGUGGAAAACAAAAAUAGAAUAUUUGUACUGCACUGUAAAUACGAUGAUGUUUCAAUAAAAAAUAAGACUAUCUGUAGAUACUCAAGUAUGCACAGAUUAACAUAUCAUCGUAUUAUCUAUCAAACCAUUUCAAUGUGUUUAAUAUGUUAA